AUGGUGAUAGCAGGACUGGUACCGGCGCAUCUCCUGGCGUGGGAGCGCUCCGAGAGGCACAGGCGGAAGAGCGAAGAGGACCAGGAACGAUUGAAGGACGUGAUCCGGGAAGAAGUUAUCCACAAGUGGCAGCAAGAAUGGAACCGUGAGCCUAACGGACAAUGGACGAGGAGUCUGAUUAAGGAUCUGUCAGCAUGGGUGAACCGGAAGCAUGGAACCGUGGAUUUUCAUACAACCCAAAUGCUGUCCGGCCACGGGUGCUUUGGGAAGUACCUUUGGAGGUUCAAAAAACUGGACAACCCAAGGUGCAUUGAUUGCGGGGAACCCACGGACGACGCGGAGCACGUGAUGUUCCGGUGCGGCAGAUGGGAGAGGGACCGCCGUGCACUAGAGGUGGAGCUGGAAGAACCGAUAGGCGCAAACAACAUCGUUGAAAUCAUGCUCAAGAGGAAUACGAACUGGGAAGCUGUGAAAAGAUUCAUCGGGAGAGUUCAGUUCAGAAGGGAAGAAGAGGAAAGAGUAAGACAGAAGAGAAACCAUUAG
Messenger RNA from Macrosiphum euphorbiae (potato aphid), 543 nucleotides. Lineage: Eukaryota; Metazoa; Arthropoda; Insecta; Hemiptera; Aphididae. The record is from the annotation of a GenBank genome assembly.